This is a messenger RNA of Talaromyces amestolkiae, 3303 nucleotides long. RefSeq lists its product as uncharacterized. Lineage: Eukaryota; Fungi; Ascomycota; Eurotiomycetes; Eurotiales; Trichocomaceae. The record is from RefSeq and is a predicted model, not a curated record. Bases 1 to 3303 code for a protein of 1100 amino acids. Gene Ontology annotation, biological process: transmembrane transport; melanin metabolic process. The transcript is spliced from 9 exons. Gene Ontology annotation, molecular function: ATP hydrolysis activity; scytalone dehydratase activity; ABC-type transporter activity. Gene Ontology annotation, cellular component: membrane.
AUGCUUGGCUAUUCAGACCAUCUAAGUGGUUUGUUACAAGCGCGCAGGCUGCGUGAACUGGAUCUUUCGAGAAAAUUUCGAUGGUUGAUUGUGUGGCUGAACGUAGUCGCUAGCCUACCGCAAAUGUGCGCUUCCUUGGUGACCUUCGCAGCUUUCAUCAUUCGAUCCCAGAUUGACGGGUCCGAGCCUCUUUCGACUGCACAAGCUUUCACCUCUCUUGCCAUUAUCAGUCUCAUCACUUCUCCGGCAUUGCAACUCUUGGCAUCCAUUCCUGCGUUGUCAACCUCCGUGGCAGCUUUCGAUCGCGUGCAUCGAUUCUUAACGUGCUCCUACACAGGCAGGGAGGCGGAUCACAAUCCCGAGAUUGCGUUUUUUCAAGGCUCUGGUGUACUCCCUGCGUCAGAUAGGAAAAGAGCUGAUCAAGCAUUCACGCCCGAUAUCCAAAUGGAUACGACCAGAGUUGAUGGGCGACCGUUUUAUGUUCCCUCUUUAAGUUCUGAUAUCGCGAUUUUAACUGUGUCAGAGGCUUAUGUCAGGCCAAGCCCAGCUUCAGAAUUUUGUUUACAGAACAUCAACGUUACGGUCAAGUCAGGAAAGAUUACAAUAAUCACGGGCCCUGUGGGAUGUGGAAAAUCUGUCUUAUUGAAAGCGGUAAUGGGAGAAAUAAUCUGUGAACAGGGCUCUAUAUCAGUUUAUGACGAUGGAGGAAUUGCCUUCUGCGGUCAAAUCCCCUGGUUGCAAAAUACGACGAUUCGGAACAACAUCUGCGGGUAUUUAGGCCAAGACAACCCGAACUUGUAUCAUGAAGUCCUACAUGCCUGUGCUCUCGAAGACGAUCUUACCAGGAUAUCUAAUGGGGAUGAGUCGCUUGUGGGAAGCCAAGGAAUUACAUUAAGUGGUGGACAGAAACAGCGCAUUGCAUUGGCUCGUGCUCUGUACUCUAGACAACGUCUGCUCGUCCUGGAUAGUGUCUUGAGUGCGGUUGAUCAACACACGGAGCGAAUUAUACUCGAGCGGGUAUUUGGUAGCAAUGGACUUUGUCGAAAAGCAGGCAUAUCUGUGCUAAUGACAGCACACUCCAAAAAAUAUUUUGGUCUAGCCGACGAGGUCCUAGUAUUGAACGCACAGGGACAGGUCGUGAAACAAGGGGCCUUUAAACCUGCGCUAUCCGCAGAUCAAGUAACAGAAACUGAGGAGUCGGAAUUCCCCGGAAUUCACGAUAGUGAUUCGUCUACGAAAGAAAAAGAUAUUACAGUUCCCAAAACACUAACCCCUGAAAUCAUCUCUGAUAUGUCUCGUCAGACUGGCGAUAUUGCUGUCUACUCAUAUUAUCUCAGAGCCAUUGGGUGGCGACUCGUGCUUGGGGCCUGUGUGAUUAUUGUGGUAUAUGCCUUUUCCACUAACUUUCCCCAGGUUUGGUUGGACAUUUUUACCAACGAUGAUGGUGCACGMCCCAGCCGAUUCAUAGGUGUUUAUGUUUUUCUGGCCGUUGCUGCUUCAGGAUCCCAAGGUUUAAUGAUAUGGCAAAUCAUGAUCAAUAUUGUUGUCAGGUCAGGGUUGACGCUGCAUGGCAUUCUCGUUCGUGCCGUGAUGAAUGCGCCGAUGCAUGUAUUCGCGGAAGUUGAUUCAGGUGUAAUCUUGAAUAGGUUCAGCCAAGAUAUGACUCUCGUCGAUGCGGUUCUGCCCACUGUGACAUUUGGGACACUCCUAGGUGCUGCACAAUGCCUAGCCCAAGCGGCUUUGAUAUCAUUAGGGUCAAGUUACAUGGCGAUCACCAUUAUUCCGACACUUAUCGUUCUUUAUUUUGCACAAAAGGUAUAUCUACGAACAUCUCGACAGAUCCGAUUCCUUGACUUGGAAGCGAAAAGCCCUCUUUAUACACAUUUUGCGGAGACGUUAACCGGACUAUCUACCAUUCGAGGAUUUGGCUGGCAGACAAAGUUCUUGGAGGAAUGUCUCUGCCGACUCGAUAUUUCUCAGAGGCCAUAUUAUUUACUCUUUUGUAUUCAGCGAUGGCUCAAUGUCGUUCUAGAUCUUAUGGUUGCCAAUUUGGCGAUAAUAUUGACAGCGCUAGCGACGUCCUUGCGUGGUUCCACGGACGCGGGAAAGCUUGGAGUUUCUCUUACAGCUAUCAUGGCAUUUAACCAAUCUCUACAGGAGCUGGUGACCAGUUGGACUGCGAUGGAGACCUCUCUAGGGGCUAUUUCCCGAACUAGAUCAUUUCAAUUGAAUACUGCCAGUGAGCAUCGACAUGGAGAAGAUUUUGUCCCUCCGUCGGAGUGGCCCUCCCGCGGUAAGAUCGAUGUACAAGCUGUUACCGCAUCUUACGACGGCGUGAAGAAUGUCUUGGAGAAUAUCAAUGUCACGAUCGAUCCGGGAGAGAAAGUAAGAAUAUGUGGAAGAACUGGCAGCGGAAAGAGUACCUUUAUUUCGCUGCUACUACGACUGAUUGACCACAAAGCUGGCACUAUUCGGAUCGAUGAUGUAGAUAUCACAACGAUUCCCCGUAACGUCCUCCGCUCUCGUUUCAUUUCUAUCCCACAAGAUCCGCUACCAGCCCUCCCAGGCUGUUCCAUCCGAUCAAACCUCGAUCCGAAUCGACAUGCAACGGAUGCAGUGAUCUUGUCUGCCCUUGAGAGGGUCGGCCUCCAUAAUUUGGUUGAAUCUCGUGGUGGUUUGAACGGAGAAGAUUUGAGCUCACAUCCAUUGUCACAGGGGGAGCAGAGACUCUUCGCACUUGCAAGAGCCUUGAUAUCCAAGUGGACGCGGGAUGCGACUACUGGCGGUCUGGGAGGGAUACUAAUUCUUGAUGAGUUCACCGGAAACACCGAUGCGGAGACCGAGCGAGCAAUGCUUCAGAUCAUUGAAAAAGAAUUUGCAGUCUACACAAUCAUUCAAAUUACACACCAAAUUGAUGCGCUCGACUAUUCCGAACAAACUCUUGGUGUCAAAUUCGACCUAACCGCCAAAGAAUUCUUACAACUGUCCGACAACAAAAACCGACUUGGCGGUCUAGUUGACUGCAUUCACCAUGUCGGCGCCUCCAAGUUUGAGCGUACGGGCAAGGACACGAUAACUGGUCAUCACCAAGUCAGGGUUGAGUACAAACGUUACAGGACCAUGGAGAAGAAGGAAACUGAAGUCGAGGCAAGGGGACAUGGGUUGACGAUGAUGUUACAUUAUUAUAAAAAGGUCGAUGGAAAAUGGAAACUGGCAGGUGUGAAGCCUCAGAAGCGUCUGGAUGAGUUUAAUUUUCCGCAGAUUUUCAAGGAGCCGGAGGCCAAAGGAAAGGCAAAAAUGUGA